CUUUUCGCUUGUAUUCGCUCAACUCGUUGCUUUGGAUCACUUGCUCUUCACACUCCGGCCUCAGGUAGGACCGGGCUUCUUCGAGAAUGUCCGUCUCGCCUUUCGUGCUCCGUUCGGGUUACGUCGAAUUGGCGAAGAUCGUCCAUUCGACGUGUGGGUCCCUUACCACGUGCUUUCUAUUCACGAGACUAUGGGCAAGGGCUCAGUACUAUCAUGGACUCUGGCGAGAUGACUAUAUUCUAAUUGCGGCUUGGGUAUGCCUCUUGUUGUCAAACGGAUUCGGCGCAGCCGGGCCUGCUUAUGGCUUCAACGUUCUUGAUGGUAGCCCCCGCGGCCAAGCAAUCCACUUCACCGCCGUCAGCUUCAUGUAUGGCUCGAUCGCCUUGGGCAAGACAGCCUUCGCCAUCACUCUGCUUCGAUUGACCUCAGGAUGGAAAAGCAAGGGGCUCCUGUGGGUGGUCAUGGUGCUGACCAAUACUUUCAAUCUCGCCAUGUUCAUCUUGACCUGGCUAGAUAUAUGCGACACCCGUUUCGACCUCGCGCAUCUGCCUGGUCGGUGCAUCCCAAUGUCGGUUGCUACUUGGCUCCAUAUGGGAGGCACCCUCAACUCCUUGGUCUGCGAUAUCAUCCUCACUUGUUACCCGUGGUGGAUCAUCAGCCAGGUUGCAUACAUCCCUGCGCGUGAGAAGUGGGCGGUCGCCGGGUCCAUGGGUCUCGUGGGCGUCGCCAUACUGGUAGAAAUCGCAAAAAUCGUCAUAUUCACCAUGAUCCCGUCCCACAAACACGGAGAGGUGGACUACACCUAUGGUGUCGUGGCGGUGUGCUGCUUGCACCAGGCCGAAGCUGCCGUCUUCAUCAUAGCCCAGACGAUCCCCGUCAUCCGUGUCAUGUUCCAAUCCGAGAAUGCCUCGUAUAGGCCCGGCAGCCCGAGCAGGGCGGCGUCGACCAAGUCAAAGACGGCCGGGCCGAAUGAAGAAGCCACCGGGCCGGUCGAGCUCGUUCAGCUCCCCAGCGGUCGGAUCGUCGCUGCCGACUCCGAAGAAGCCAUCAGAGCCUCGCACACCCAGGAGGUCCCCAAGGACGCAGGUGCGCAGGCGGCGCAGCCGCUGCCGGGUGUCACGGUGACCUCUCCGCCCCAGCAGAGAGCAAGCCAGGGGACUCGCAGAGCCGACGAUGAGGUUCAUAGAAUCUGGCAAGAAAUGGGUCUUUCGAUGAGGGCCUGGUCGAAGUCGCCGUCGCCCCCUCCGGAGGGGGCGCGCCUCUAGGAUCAGCCUGUUUGUGCCCUUGGGUGAAGGACGUCGCGGGAACGUUUGUGUUCUUCAACUUUUGCGGAUAAAAUCACGUAUAUACCAAAGAACCUCAUAGUAAUAUUUGAUAGGAGGGCAUGUUUCUAUAUCUGACAUCCUCGACUUAACUGGCCUCUUGAGCUUAAUUGAA
Molecule: messenger RNA, 1437 nt
Organism: Diaporthe batatas
Lineage: Eukaryota; Fungi; Ascomycota; Sordariomycetes; Diaporthales; Diaporthaceae
Exons: 3
Coding region: 87-1265 (392 amino acids)
Source: RefSeq, a predicted model, not a curated record